Molecule: messenger RNA, 1386 nt
Organism: Salvia miltiorrhiza (redroot sage)
Lineage: Eukaryota; Viridiplantae; Streptophyta; Magnoliopsida; Lamiales; Lamiaceae
Exons: 3
Coding region: 1-1128 (375 amino acids)
Source: RefSeq, a predicted model, not a curated record
AUGGCUGGGUUUGCUGUUGUUAGUGAAGAUGAAAGAAACAAGUAUCGUUUAUCAGUUAUGUGUCCAGUAGAGCUGUCUGUAUCUGAAAAUUUCAACGUUAAUUCCUUUAAAAAGCAUGAUACAGUUCUUGGUGUCCUUACUCCGCCCAAUUUCUUACCCCCUCCAAAUGAUGGCAUUGUGACAUAUAGUGGUCUGGGCUAUGAUGCUAAAUCUGGAGACUUAAAGGUGAUAAGACGAUAUGUUCAACAUUAUAUACGUAAAAUUGAUGAAACAGAUGGAGCAACUGGUUAUCAUGGUUGCAAGUCUCACACUGAGUUGUAUUCGUCGAAAGAUAAUGAGUGGAAGAAGAUUAAGCAUGCUGUUGGUUGUGUCGCCGCUGGUGUUGGUGUUUCUGUUGAGGAGACUGGGAGUUGUUAUUGGGUAGUAAGGGUUGACCCCUCGGAACAAAAGAUAAAAGAGUACCUCGAGAGGCACUCGAUUACUGACCCGUCGGCUCUUCAUGUUCUGUCAUUUGAUUUUGCUACUGAUAGCUUCGAACUCAUCCCUUUACCAGCCACAACCAUCAGAGCUUACUUUUUACUUUGUAAGGUUCGUGGUUCGAUAGGUGCUCUUGCCUAUUGGAAGUCUUGUUCUUCUGAGUUGUGUAUUAAGGCUUUUGUACUGGAAGGAACAUCGUGGGGUGUAUUAUGUGAUGAUAUCCCCCCACUUGGUGAUGUGGAGAGACCCUUGGGUUUAAAAGAUGAUCGCUGGUUGUUUGUUGAAGCAAAAGCGAGUGAUAGUGGGCAGCUUAUGGUUUAUGAUUUGUCUGAAAAAGAGUCCAAGAAACUCAAUAUCUACGACUAUCCCGUACGCAUGCGUGGUAUUUCUUAUGACGCCGAGAGCACAGAUCCACCACUGCCAUGUUCUACACCAAUAAGUGACUAUUAUCUGUCCAAGGUGAGGAGCGGUAAGGGGAAGGAGAAGAGCAUGGAGGGGAAGGUGAAGAAGAUGAGCCGCGGGAUGAAAGGGAAGGAGAAGAGCAUGGAGGGGAAGGUGAAGAAGAUGAGGCGCGGGAUGAAAGGGAAGGAGAAGAGCAUGGAGGGGAAGGUGAAGAAGAUGAGCCGCGGGAUGAAAGUACUUAAUAUGUAAGUACUUUGGAGAAACUCGUGCUAGCUUGUUGUUGGAUUUCCAAUAUGGAAAGUAGUAGAUGCAUGUUUAUGCUUGCACAAUGGAAAUGAUACAUUGCAAGAAAUUCCGUUCCAGGUUGAUUUGUGUUUGUUAGACUGAAUAUAUUCUGCUUAUGUUUUUACUAUAAUUCGUUAAUGCUAGUCAUAUGUACCACAACAAUGGCUGUUGAAAUGGACUAGGCUAGCUGUUGUUAGAGGCGCAGUUCUCUCUUUAUCUCUA